AUGUCUUUUAAUACACAAGGUUCUCCUGUAUUUUGGAAUAAUGAACAAUAUUCAACACCCAAUUUAUCAGAAGCGAAACAGGAAGGUGGGUCCUAUAGUGGUGUACCAGAGUUUGCUGAAUUAAACCAAGAGAAUAUAAAUUUAUUCAACCAAAAACAAAAUGACCCCUGUGACUCCUUCCAAGCUGAACAAAAUCAAUACAAUCAAGCAAAUUUCGAACACACCAACAACAGCUUUGCACUUCAAGAGCAACAAAUAGCAUACUCGUCUUCGCAAAAUGGAUUUCCUUAUCAAAAUGUGCCGCCACUUAAUUCAACGCUUUCGCAGAAUUCCCAGGGCAACAUUAGCUAUGCGUCUGCUGAUCUUUCUCCGAAUCAGAUCAAUAAUAACCAUAUAACUUCACCUGGUACCUCAGAAACUUCUGCCGGUUAUGAUAUUGACAAGAAAGUCUUGAGUGAUCAAGCCAAUGGACACAAAAAGAAAACAAAGCGACAAUUGCUAGACGAAGAGGAUGCCAUAUUGAUUGCUAGAGAUGACUCAGAGUUGACCGAUGAAGAAUUGCAGAUGAAGAGAAAAGCGCAGAAUAGAGCGGCACAGCGUGCAUUCAGAGAGCGUAAGGAAACAAAGUUGAAGGAAUUAGAAGCCAAGUUGUUACAAAGCGAAGAAGAGAGGCAGAAGUUAGUGGAACAGCUAGAGGCGAUUAGGAAACAGAAUUUGUCAAUAUGCACUGAAAAUGAGAUUUUAAGAACUAAUGAAGGGUCACUAACCGCGAAUAAAACAACGGUGGACAAAUUUCAUUUCCCACAAACACAGGAUGACUUCAUUGAUGAAAUAACCCGCGGCACAAACCACCAAGUUAAAAAAGACACCAUAAACAAAGUAUACAACAAUCCCGAAGGUGACAAGUUGCUAGCUCUAGGGGCUGUAUGGGACUAUUUACAGAUCAAAGUCGAGGAAGCAAAUUUGGAUUUGUCAACUAUCGAUUUUAAUGAAGUUAUGGAUAGAUUAAAAGGUAAUGAGAAAUGUCACGGUUACGGUCCAGCAUACCCAUUAAGUUUAGUUCAACAAGCUGUAGAGGCCAGUUUUAAGUGA
Lodderomyces margitis is the source of this 1092-nucleotide messenger RNA. RefSeq names its product Fcr3p (gene FCR3). Gene Ontology annotation, molecular function: DNA-binding transcription activator activity, RNA polymerase II-specific; transcription cis-regulatory region binding. Bases 1 to 1092 code for a protein of 363 amino acids. Gene Ontology annotation, cellular component: RNA polymerase II transcription regulator complex. The record is from RefSeq and is a predicted model, not a curated record. The transcript has a single exon. Lineage: Eukaryota; Fungi; Ascomycota; Pichiomycetes; Serinales; Debaryomycetaceae.